Messenger RNA from Diospyros lotus (date-plum), 1407 nucleotides. RefSeq names its product GDSL esterase/lipase At1g33811. NCBI's taxonomy places the organism in Eukaryota, Viridiplantae, Streptophyta, Magnoliopsida, Ericales, Ebenaceae. The coding region runs from base 25 to 1149 and encodes 374 amino acids. Gene Ontology annotation, molecular function: hydrolase activity, acting on ester bonds. The transcript has 5 exons. The record is from RefSeq and is a predicted model, not a curated record.
AUGUAGUGCAUGGUUAAUUAAUGCAUGCAUGCAAGCGAGAUGAGGAGUUUGAGAAAGCUGGUCUUGGCGGAGCUUGCGGCUCUCUUGUGGCUCACGGCCACCGCUUGCUCGCAGUUCCAGCAGCAGCCACAGGUGCCUUGCUUCUUCAUCUUUGGCGACUCGCUGGUUGACAAUGGCAAUAACAAUGGCAUUCUCACUCUCGCCAGAGCCAACUACAUGCCUUAUGGCAUCGACUUCCCACAGGGCACCACUGGCCGCUUCACCAAUGGCCGGACUUACGUCGACGCUCUAGCUCAACUUCUAGGGUUUACAAGUUACAUACCCGCUUAUGCAAGUGUGCGAGGGCGCGACAUUCUUAGGGGAGCGAAUUAUGCAUCGGGAGCAGCUGGGAUUCGGGAUGAAACUGGCAACAACCUGGGCGAUCACGUACCGAUGAACCGACAAGUAGCCAACUAUGCAACAACAGUGAGGCAGAUAAGUAGGUAUUUCAGAGGGGAUAUCAAUGCUCUGAGUGGCUACCUCAGCAAAUGCAUAUUCUACUCCGGCAUGGGAAGCAACGACUAUCUCAACAACUACUUCAUGACCGACUACUACCCCACUCAUUCACAGUUCACCCCGCCGGACUACGCCGCCGCUCUGCUCCAAGAUUAUUCUCGCCAACUCACAGAAUUGUACAAUUUCGGAGCUCGAAAAAUAAUCGUCACCGCGGUAGGCCAGAUCGGUUGCAUACCUUACCAGUUAGCCCGCUACAACGGCAACGAUAGCCGGUGCAACGAAGAAAUCAACAACGCCAUCAUCCUCUUCAAUUCCGGCCUCCGAAAGCUGGUGGAUGGCUUCAACAAGGGCCAGUUGCCCGGAGCAAAGUUCGUGUAUUUGGAUUCUUACCAAAGCACCAAAGACGUAGUGCUGAAUGGCAAAUCUUAUGGAUUUGAAGUGGUGGACAAAGGGUGCUGUGGGGUGGGGAAAAACAACGGGCAGAUAACAUGUCUGCCGCUGCAAUCCCCGUGCGACGACCGCACGAAAUACUUGUUUUGGGAUGCCUUUCAUCCGACGGAGGCCGCUAAUAUUGUGUUUGCUAAGCAAUCAUACGCUUCCAAGUCAAGAUCUUAUGCGUAUCCCAUAAAUAUACAGCAAUUGGCAAUGCUCUAAUUAAUUAAUGCUUUCAGAUUAACCAGCCUAGCUAGCCCUAUAUAUAUAUAUUUCAACAAGUUCUCUGGUGCUUAAGCUGAUCAUAUACAUAUAUAUAUGGUCAUGGCUUUUAAUUAGUUUUCAUGUUCCAUGAGGCAGUUCGCCUUCGCCCCUUCUCACUGAAGCUUCUGUCGUCGUGUUAAUUUUCUUGAUUAUUGAUUUGAUUCUGUAGAACUGUUCUUUUAUCCUCAUAUAUAUAUAUAUAUAACUUUAAUGAAA